Messenger RNA from Schistocerca piceifrons (Central American locust), 3338 nucleotides. RefSeq lists its product as uncharacterized. The coding region runs from base 440 to 946 and encodes 168 amino acids. Lineage: Eukaryota; Metazoa; Arthropoda; Insecta; Orthoptera; Acrididae. The transcript is spliced from 4 exons. The record is from RefSeq and is a predicted model, not a curated record.
GGCAAGAUGGCGAAGCGCUCGCUGCGGCGUCAGGCACGCUCCGUGGACGCUGUGUGAUUUUAUUGCGCGCUGCAGCACAACUCGCGUAUUUGCACCGCUGGGGAGCGCCAACGAAGAGAAGACCGUUACACUGAGGACGCAUCAGUGGAAGGUUGGUGCGGCGUAAGACCUGCGUUCGAGGAGCAUCUAUUAUAGCGUAGCCUACUGCUUUUCCACCAGUACCUGCAAAUAGAAGGCCAGGUGGCUAGUGUAACACCUUCGAGCAGGCUUUCAACAGCGAGCUCCGAAAUUUCUUUGUAGAGAGUGGGAAUAAUUUUAUGCCACAGUGAGCAGAAGGGAGAAAGGAUACGAGAAAAUUGACAGUACGGUAAAGAAGAAGCUAAAAUUGUGGCGACGUGGAAGCGGAAGCGCAGCCGCCGCAGGCAGCAACUACGUGAGAAUGGACGAAUGCUCAAAGAUACAGGAAAUUACGCCCCAACGGGCUUCUGCCAGCGCUGGUUCCGCCCACAGCCCGACGCCGGCGCCGGCGCCGAGGCAGCCCUCGUGCACCAGUUCGCCCAGCUCUUCCGGGCCCCUCGUGUUCCCGACCUCCCCGCCACCUUCGUACGAGCACGUGCUGGCUGAGAACCGCAUGGCGGCGGCGCAGGCAGAGAGCUCUGCGGCCGCAGCAGCGGCAGCAUCGGCGGCGCAGCAGGAAGCAGGCACCCCCACAGGCAGGACGGAGAUUCUCCACAAGUCCAGCAAGGAGUUGUACCGCGCCGUCGCCGCGCAGUGGGGCAUCACCUGCAAGAUGAGUGACCACUGCCGCUGCCUCGACUGCCAGAGCCGAUACUUUGACUGUGAAUAUGACCAGAAUGAGCAAGAGAAAACUGAUGGAGGGCUUAGUGCUGGAACCCCAAUGUUCAUCUCUGAAGUCAUCCACGGAACAGCCUGCAGCAUUCUUUGAAUGCAUUUUCAUUGCAGAAAGGCCUAAAAUAUCAAAAAGUAAUAUAAAAAUUUAAAAAUAAUAAAUAUAAAAAUAUGUCAAUUGAACUGCUUAUAUAUGAAAUGCAGUAAUGUAAUACAUAAUCUGCUUCAUUGUUUUAACUAUAUCAUGAAGGACAAGUUCCACUAUAUUUUAUUCUUUAUAUGGGUGUGUUUUAUUAUAGCUAAUAUGACAUAUUAUGACAGCAAUACUGGUAGACACAAUAUCAAAAUUAUAUCUGGAGUUUUUCAGAGUUGUAAUUUUACACAGUUUUUCUUUGAAGUCUGGUAUUAGAAAAUGUAAUGUAGGUGGGUGUUGGAAGACACCCUCACACAAGCCACCAACUAAUUAUACAUAAUCUAUCAGUUUCUCAUCACAUAAAAAAUUAAUAUAGCUUUUACAUUCAACAAAGGUAAUAAUGAAUGCAGACAGCAUAUCUUAAAUUCAUAAAUUGCAGACAGUCUUUGUCUGAAUACUAGUUAAUCUUAUAUGGUGAAUACCAGUAACAAGCUGUCAGUCAUGCUUUUCUAAAUAUGUGUCCUAUGUUAACAGUGGCUAUAUCUAUAGAAACUUUGUAUGUUAUGUAUGUAAUCAUAAAAUCUCAGAUGUUGUAAGGAAACGUAAAAUAUCCAGUAAAGUCAAAAUUUGCAGAUAUGAUGUAAGUGAUAUGAUAUAUUACAACUAUAUAUUAAGUGCCAUGUAUUUUAUAUAUGUCUACAAAUCUGAACAAGAACAAUAUUAUCACCAAUUUGUUGUGAAAUCAGACAGACAAUUAUUUCACUCAUUUCAUAUUCUCUGGAAAAAAGUACAGACACAUAAUGGUUUCACUCAUUUAAUAUUCAUAAUAAAAAGUAUAUGAACCAAAGCAACAUAUUUUCUGUUGCAGUCAGUUAAGUUUCACUAAGACAAAGGUUGUCAUACUUCCCUCAAAUGAUGGCAUGGGUAGUAACAUUACUUAUUUAUAAUUCAGAGAUGGCAACAAUGAGUGAAAAAAACAUUGGUGAAUGUUGUUUGCUCUGUGGUUAUUAUGCAGAGAUAUUAGUCAUGAUGUUCAGCCAAAAUCUCUUUAAAAUGUUACUACUUUUUAGUUUAUUAGAGAAAAUAAAGACAGUUCAUGUCACUGUAAAAAUAGUGCAGUAAUCUUUCUAAUGAUUUAGUAUAUAUCAUACAUGUGUAGAUUACUAAAUGGUACUAUGUAUUUGUCCAGACAAUUACUGUGUGUAUCUUUUCCCGCUUUGGAUGUUGAUGUUGAUAUUGAUAUUGGGCUCACAAAAUGUUUGCAGUAAAUGACUGCAUUACUGAAGUGGCACAACACUUUAUCUGACCUAUAUGGUAAUCAUUGAUGUGCUGCCUCUGACUUCUGUAGUGUGUAGUCUGUAAUAUAUAAGAUAUACAAAAUUCUGAAAGCUCUAUAAUAUCUUUUCUAAGGUGGAAAUUGUAACUAAGGUCUGCAAUUUAUAAAAAUAUAUGUGUUGUUUAUACAGGAUGAUCAGAAACUUUCUGAAAAGCUUGUAAGGGUCUUGUAGGAAAGGUUGUGCUAAGAAAUAAUCGUUAAAAAAUUGAAGUUAGUGAGCAUUGAAAUUAGCCAGUCAGACCAUUGUGUGUGCAAAUACAAGUGGCCCACCAGAUGCAAUUAGUUUCAGUUGUUCUCCUAGUGGAGGCAACAGCACAUGAGACUGUUCAGCCUUUGGAGCAGUUUUGAUCCACAUUACCAUUCCAUGUCCAGUCAUUGUGAAACUCUCUUUUUCAGUUUGAGGAAACAAAAUUAAGAACACAUUUAAUGACACUUUUUCUGAUGGGCCACUUGAAUUUGCAUCUGAAACGGUCUAACUGGCUAAUUAAAUCAGAAAUGGUGCAACUUACUAAAUUUUUUUUCAACUAUUAUUUCUCAGCACAACCUAUCCUGCAAAACCCUUACAAGCUUUUCAGACUGUUUGUGGCCACCCUGUAUAUGUAUUUAGUGUACUGAAAACGUGGAAAAUUGUAGUUUAUAAUUAUUAUACUAUUUUGAUUUAGUUUGAUAAUUUAUCAUGAAGGUUAUUUGUAAUGUGAACCAAAGUAGUAGCUAUAAAUUGAAUACACAUACCCAUUCUGCAUUCUAUUUUACAACUCUGCUUAAAAGAAAAUGAAAGAAAGAAAUUUUGGAGUGACAGAGCAGCCAGUACAGAUAAAGAGCUUUUAAACAUGAGAGAAGAGUUGAUUUACAAACAGUGAUUAACUACAAAAUUUAUCAUAGACUGUCAGCUACAUUCAGAUGUAGAACUGUUGUACUCCAAACAAAUACAGAAUAGGUGACUCAUUUAAAACCUCUAACUCCUAUAGUUUUGCAGCUGGUGAUUUUAGUAUUGGUCUGUCUAAAUUUAACAUGCAAAAC